CCAGUAAUGAAAUAACCCACAUCGCGCUAUUUCUCUCCACUGAGAAUUACUCUCUUGAAACUGCCUUAUUCAUCAACCGGAAAUUAGCGCUGAAAACUUCUCGCAGUCGUCGCUGCACGCCGGUGUAAGCGAGGUUCCGCCUUUCUGUGCCUUAGAGGGCAACUAGAAAGUUAUAAGAAAACGGAAUUAUUCUUGAUACAGGCAACAACAAUAUUUCACUGCAUAGUAGAAGGAUUUAUUGUGGAAAACCGAUUUUCUUUGUGUUAACAUGGAUGUUGUGAGUUCAGUAGUUGAGAAAGUAAAGGGGUUUUCAAUAUCAAGCCAAAAUUUUGUAAACAGCCUUGUACAGCGCCACCAAACUUCGAACAGCUGCAAUCCGAUUGAAAUCUUGAAGCGGUUGCAGAGAGAAGCAUUCUCAGAUUUGAUGAAACUAAGAGACAGACAGGACAAAGUUGAGCGAGUGCUUUCCUUCUAUAAAACAGCCAAGGGAAGUCCAUUCCAAGAAGCUAGCACUCAUGUAAGGGGAGAAGUUGAUUUCCUGGGAGGUAUUUUGAUGAUGAGAGGUAUUGAUUCGCAGCAUAUGGAUGCACUUGAUAGAGCAGGAAUUAGGACAGGGAUAACUUCCAGGUUUAUUUUUGAAACAAGUUUUGGGCAGAAUGAUAGUCUUGUAGCAGAGUUGAUAGCCAGCGAAACAGGCAAUGGAAGCCUCCUUAGUGAUGUUUCUGGAAUCCCGCUUUCUCUCUCAAAACUAUCUUAUGCAGCAAAUGUUAGUGAUUGGUGUUCGGCAACAGCAAUCCCAGUGGGAGCUCAAUGCAGAGAUUUUGAUACCACUAAGAAUUCUUCUCAUCAGAAAAAGGGCCUCACUUAUAUUUCAUCUUUUGAGCCACCCCUUUUGACUCAGCAUAAUGGUAGUGCUAUCGGUGUAACAGUGAGAAAAUCAAAUGUUGUUGCAUCAUUGGCUCAAUCUGUUUCUGGACGGGGAAUGCCGUUGGGUUCUGUUGGAUUUGGAUAUUACUUAAACACUUUUGGGCAAGUUGUAUGUCAGCUUCCAAGAGGAAUCAAACUCUCUCUUAUGGGUCUUCACCAAGUGCCUAAAGUACUGGAUCACUGUCUCAGUGCAGCCCUUGCAGUUCCAGUAGGCUUUCUAGAACAUCACAAUUCUCCUGAGAGAACAGUUGAAGCAGCAGGUCCUGCUUCAUCUUUGAGAAUACACACCCCAAUAAUGCCUAGAACUGGAUCGAUUGCUCUGAAGCUGGAAUCGGAACUUGAUGCCAGUACAAAAGUAGGAGGUUGGAUUGAGAUGCUAAAUUCAAACUACAAGCAUCUUCGUUGGGCUAUCACCAUCUCAGAUACUUCCGAAGAUGACAUGGGAUGGGGCGUGAAUCUCAGUGGGAUUGAAGGUCCUACAGGGUGGAAGCAAUACCAGUUUGAAUCUUUUGCAGAUCUUAGCUUAGGGAAGAGAUUCAACUUGAAACCAGGUGUAGCAUACGUGGUGGAUGGAGAUGCCAAAAUACUUGCCCUCAUGCUUCGAUGCAACUGGUCUCUGUAAUUACUGCCUUCACUAAAUUCGGGUACCGGAUAUACUUUUUCCUAUCUUCUUUAGGUUUUGCACCUUAUUUUGAGUAGAUUUUGGAGCUAGAAGACAGUGAGAAAUGUUAAUAACAACACAUUUAGCUCAUCAGGUGGGAUCGGCACCUCACUCUAAAACCAAAACCUUUGUGAUUUGUUUGUGAACUUUUCACUACAAACUUUCUAUUGAAGCAAUUUUCCCUGUUCUAAUUUUACCUGAAAUUACCUGGUAGCAAGGGGAUGCAGUUGAUAUUUUGAUAAAUGUAUGGAGAGGUUGACAGUACUAAUAAUUAACAGUAAUACGAACUUGAAGCCAAAAUUUUAUUUA
Mangifera indica (mango) is the source of this 1897-nucleotide messenger RNA. RefSeq lists its product as uncharacterized. Lineage: Eukaryota; Viridiplantae; Streptophyta; Magnoliopsida; Sapindales; Anacardiaceae. The transcript has 4 exons. The record is from RefSeq and is a predicted model, not a curated record. Bases 269 to 1549 code for a protein of 426 amino acids.